AGUUAUUCUAUUAUUUAUAGAAUUAGAUUGUCUUUAUCUUUAGUUAUUCUAUAAUAACUCUUUUCUACACAAAUUGCUAGACAAACCCUAUAGACUACUGCUUUAGUCUAUCUCGCCUUAGUACAGACCGAGCUUAGAGAAGUAUAGCCUAACCCCGUGUAACACCUGGGCACAUCUGAGUCCGCACACUGUUACUCAAAGAACUAACCCUCUCUCAUGGGGUCCCAAGAUCGGCGAACGAGUUGGAACGGGGGCUUACGGCCAGUACUUGCUUCACCAAACACUGCUACAGUCGCAGCCUGUCAAUUCCAAUCGACAUUCCCCUAGAAACAUACUCCACCAACCGGUUCAACAUCCGCUCUGAAUUCGCUGCGACUUUGCGUGAAGAGGCUCUGCACUAGCAUUGGUUGUCCUCCAGGCGUUCUGCUUAUGAGCACUUACAUUACAGGUGUUGUCGCCCAGGGUCAUGAGCCUGCCACCGAUUUAGAUUGGAGGCAGCGCGCGAUGGCGUACUUGACCGAUGGUAUCGCUCAAUACGCAUUCCUGGUACCGCCCUCGAUUGUUCUGGGUAUCGGUGGAAUACUAGCCGGGAAACUCAUGGGCAAGCAAGCAGAGUACGCCUUGGCGGGCUUUGGGUCGCUCAUGGCAAUUCUUUACAGUACCAUCCAUGUCGAUCCGAAGGAGGGAGCGACGGGAUCUGAUCAGUCUGUUCGUACUACAGUCGGCAUCCUGUACUUGGUGUUUAUGUGCAGCUACUGCAGAAGUGUCAUCCUCAUCCAUGGGAAAGACAAAGGUACCGUUGCCAUUGCGACGCUUCUAGGGUUGGCGAUCGGCUGUGGGUGCUUGACGAUCGGAGACUUGGGCACUUUCGUGGCGUCCUCAGGCCACUCGUCUGCAUACAUAAUGCCGCUGGUCUUGCCGUCGGGAUUCUUCAUAUGCGAUGUGAUUCUCCAUCUCCAUGAUGCAGAUCGCAAACGCAAAGGUCGGGACGCCGAACCCGCAGCACAUCAUGAACGAUUUGGAAGGCAUAGGUGGACUGGACUGGAUGGCGCCGUCUCUGAAGAUCUGAGAUUUCGUUUCGGGUUUCCCAACCCACCUCGUCAAGACGUUAGCGAUGAGGAAUACGAUAUGGGUGACAACGGUGGGGGCAGCGCUGCCCACCCGCCAAUGGCAAUACCCCAAAGCUCUAUACCCACUUCAGGAAACUGGAUUCUCCGCGUCUUCUCGAAGUCGAAAGCCUCUUAAGAAGCUCGGCAUUGUCAAAGAUAAUGUUCCAAGCGUAUUGGACAUGAUCGAACUAGCACUCGCUUUCAUUCGCUAAGGUCAUAUGACCGGCGUUUGGUGGCAGUGCGCAUGCAGCGUCGGCAGAUCCAAUGCCAUGUUGGUCUCGCAAAGUCUUGUAGGAUCGCAAUAUACGUAGUACCAAUCUAUGUGUUUUUUCUCUACCGUGGAUACGGAAGUCUUGUAGCUCCAGUUUCGAUACAAUCAAUCAAUCUACAUCAGUUCAGUAACCCAAAUGCCGACGAAUG
Alternaria rosae is the source of this 1529-nucleotide messenger RNA. RefSeq lists its product as uncharacterized. The coding region runs from base 430 to 1245 and encodes 271 amino acids. Lineage: Eukaryota; Fungi; Ascomycota; Dothideomycetes; Pleosporales; Pleosporaceae. The record is from RefSeq and is a predicted model, not a curated record. The transcript has a single exon.